AUGACUUUCUUCAUCAACUUUGUGUUUUUGUCCACAUUUUCUGCCGUGGCUUUGUCUCUUCCAUUCCCUCACAACUCCAUCAAGAGCGUUCCUAAGAAUGGCGCGAGCCGGGACUUUGAAUCAUCCGGUAACGGUCCAGUCGACGAACAGGAGCCUAUUCGGGGAACGGUCAAAGUAGUCAAACUCAACCCCAAUAACCUGGGUCUGUCGGGUCUUUUUAGACGAGGCGGGAUUCCCCGAGGUGCGCCCGGUCCGAGGAUGCCUUUCCCAGCCUUCUUGUCCACGGGUCGCCCAGGCCCUCCUGCGCUCCCUGCCAAAGCAGCUGCGGUGCCUCUGCAUCCACUGUCACAUCUGCACCACGACAGUCAGGGCAAUGGCGGGGUGGGUAUGAGGAAGAGGCAAGGAUUUGAGAUGUGGCAGAGGGCCAUGGAUAAGAGCGACCACAGUAAGGCCAUGUCCAUGUCGCUGCCCCUCAGUCUCAAAGACUCUGCCAACAGACAGAGCUGCGCCGCGGUGCCUUUUACUCAGCGGAUAACGUCCGAUGGCUGCGACGCGGUGACAGUCCACAACAAACUGUGCUUCGGUCAAUGCAGUUCGCUGUUCAUUCCCUCUGGUUGGGAGUCUGCCAGGCUGACGGGUGCAGGGGGACACCGCAGUGCGCCCUGUUCCCGCUGCGCUCCAUCCAAGGCUCACACGGUGACGGUGCCUCUGCGUUGUGGGAUGGAGGUGCGGGAGAAGCGCGUGAUGGUGGUGGAAGAAUGCAAAUGUGAGACUGGUCGUGAGGAGGGGAAUAUCGAGGCUGUGGCCUCCAUGCACUUGUAACUGAAGAUACUGUAGUUUAAGGGCGACAUUUUCCAGGUGCAAAAGCUCUGUGCGAAUUAGAAAACGCACACUGCGAGAUUAUAAUGAAGUUUAUAGUAUUUUUUGCACAUUACAACGCAACAUUCUUGCACUACGAAAAUAUCGCCCUAAAUACUUGUUUCCCCUCUCACAGCACCUGCUCUAGCCUAUUUUGAUGACUCUAUUCAUCAUUUUUGGACAGAAAAUAUUUAUAUUGUGAUGUCAGAUGUGGACAUUGAUUAUGUGUAUUGUAUGUGUGAGUCUGAAUUUCUAAUUCAGAGAAAAACGAUUUGGAGGCAAGUGCCACCAAUGAUUGUUGACAAGUGACUAACAUUUUUAGUCAUGAACAUUUCUGUUCAACCCUGUGGCAGAAUGAGUCAUCCACUCCAUAGUGUGAUCAUGUUGAAUAACUUGUU
Molecule: messenger RNA, 1256 nt
Organism: Oncorhynchus tshawytscha (Chinook salmon)
Lineage: Eukaryota; Metazoa; Chordata; Actinopteri; Salmoniformes; Salmonidae
Product: DAN domain family member 5-like
Biological process (GO): determination of heart left/right asymmetry
Source: RefSeq, a predicted model, not a curated record